GGCGCCGCAGCGGAGCGCGCAGAGCCGGAUCCCGCAGAGCUGCUGUCCACACCGACCCGCUGUGGAGGCUGCAGGGACGCACACCGGAGCUUCACUACAGGGGAUAGACCCACAGGUCCGAGUCACCCUGAAUGAUCCGCAUCUCCAGAAACAGAAAAACAGAAAAGACAGGAGUGGGAGAAGAAGAAGAAGAAGCUGCGCUUGGAAUCGCUGGGACUUACAUAAGCGCGUCGCAUGCAGGGCCGCCUGUGACUCAUUGAUAAAUUACUCCGCGCAGAUGCAUGAAUGAGCUCCCAGUGACGGCACCCGCAGCUCUGCAGCCGGGGAAUCUCUGUGAAUCUGCGUGAAUCUGUGUGAAUCUGUGAUCCCGACCCCUCCGGGAUCUUUUGGACACCUCAGACCGAUUUGGUCUAUUUCAGAUUCUGCAUUUUUGACGCGUAAAGUCUCUGCGCCUUUGCGCAUCUGAAGGGCCCUCGCACCCAGGAAGCCCCCUCCCACCUUUUUCUUUUUUUUCCACCCCAAACACUUAAGUUUGGACUCCUGCUUCAUUCAUAAAUGCUCGACAAGCUCAAGCCCGUCGUCCUCGACUCGGUCAUGGCCAUCAGCAAGACGGCGGUGUGGCUGCGGGAGCAGCUGGAGACGCAGGGGCGCAGCGGCGGGGACGCCGGCCUGCUGGUGGUGGACUGCCGGGCGCAGCAGCUGUACGAAUCCUCGCACGUCGACACGGCCAUCAACGUGGCCAUCCCGGGCCUGAUGCUGCGGAGGCUGCGGAAGGGCAACCUGCCGGUGCGCUCGCUGCUGGCGGACGGAGAGGACCGGGAGCGCUUCGCGCGCCGCUGCAAGACCGACACCAUCGUGCUGUACGACGAGUACAGCCGCGAGUGGAACGAGAACGUGGACGGGGGUUCGGUGCUGGGCUUGCUGCUCAGGAAGAUGAAGGACGAAGGCUACAGGGCCUUUUACCUGGAGGGUGGCUUCAGUAAAUUCCAGGCCGAGUAUCCCAACCUGUGCGAGACCAACCUGGACGGCUCGUCCAACAGCAGCAGCUCCCCCACGGCGCAGGUCCUGGGCCUCGGGGGGCUGCGCAUCAGCUCCGACUCCUCGGACAUCGAGUCGGACAUCGACCCCAGCAGCGCUGGCACGGACUCGGACGGCAGCCCGCUGUCCAACCCGCAGCCGUCCUUCCCCGUGGAGAUCCUGCCGCACCUGUACCUGGGCUGCGCCAAGGACUCCACCAACCUGGACGUGCUGGAGGAGUACGGCAUCAAGUACAUCCUCAACGUCACGCCCAACCUGCCCAACCUGUUCGAGAACGCGGGCGAGUUCAAGUACAAGCAGAUCCCCAUCUCGGACCACUGGAGCCAGAACCUGUCGCAGUUCUUCCCCGAGGCCAUCAGCUUCAUUGACGAAGCCCGGGGCCAGAAGUGCGGCGUCCUGGUCCACUGCUUGGCCGGCAUCAGCCGCUCGGUGACGGUGACGGUGGCCUACCUCAUGCAGAAGCUCAACCUCUCCAUGAACGACGCCUACGACAUCGUCAAGAUGAAGAAGUCCAACAUUUCCCCCAACUUCAACUUCAUGGGCCAGCUCCUGGACUUUGAGCGCACGCUGGGCCUGAAGAGCCCGUGCGACAACCGCAUGGCGCCGCCCAGCCAGCAGCUCUACUUCACCACGCCGACCAACCACAACGUCUUCCAGCUGGACCCCCUGCAGUCCACGUGAGGUCCGCCGGCAAGCGCCCCGCCAUCUUUGACGGAGGUUUCAUGGGCCUCCCGUUUGCAAAAGUUGCUAGGAGUUUCUCUUUUUUCCGCCGUGCGACCUGGGGCCUGAGGCGACGGCCGCUGGGCGCCAGCGCCGGAGGGCCCAAGCGGUCCGGCCGGCGCUGCUGUGGACUAAACGAGAAGAGACAAUGAGAGAAAUGAACAGAUCCGUCAUUUCCAGAGUGCAAAAUGCUUUCUACAAUCCCGUUUCCCCCGCCGGAAACCCCCCGGCGAUCUCCGUCUUUGUAUCCGAGGAAACGGCAGAUUAUUUCUCGGACAGCUGCGUGUUCUGCUGCGAAGCUCCUCGGCUGGGUGUGCCAAAGAGAGAUGUUCGUUUAAGGUGGACUGAAGGACUCUGUACAUUGGUUUUGGGGUGUACUCAGCGUGCCCCCGUGACCCGGGGUCGUCUCCUUCAUCUUCUGUGAAGACCUGCCUGUGUGGGCGGCUUUGGAGGGCACCCCACCUACCUACCUACCGGACUCGAUUUUACACUUGUGAAGUCUUUUUAAAACAUUUAUACGUUGUGUAUAUACCUUAAUAUAAAAGACUGUAAAAGCCUUGCUGUAGUAUUUACCCGUUGGAAGUGGGUACUCAAGAUUUCUGUGUUUCAUAUUCUAGUUUUAUGUAAACAAACUGCAUAUUGAUCAUUAUUUUUAAGUUGAUUAUGCCAAAACUCAAAAGGCUUUCCAAGAACUGUGCAAAUAUAUAUAUAUAUAUAUAUAUAUAUAUAUAUAUAUAUAUA
Messenger RNA from Cololabis saira (Pacific saury), 2499 nucleotides. RefSeq names its product dual specificity phosphatase 6 (gene dusp6). NCBI's taxonomy places the organism in Eukaryota, Metazoa, Chordata, Actinopteri, Beloniformes, Belonidae. The transcript is spliced from 3 exons. Bases 556 to 1719 code for a protein of 387 amino acids. The record is from RefSeq and is a predicted model, not a curated record. Gene Ontology annotation, molecular function: protein tyrosine/threonine phosphatase activity; MAP kinase tyrosine/serine/threonine phosphatase activity. Gene Ontology annotation, biological process: regulation of heart growth; negative regulation of ERK1 and ERK2 cascade; protein dephosphorylation. Gene Ontology annotation, cellular component: cytosol; cytoplasm.